Fonticula alba is the source of this 2859-nucleotide messenger RNA. RefSeq lists its product as hypothetical. The transcript has 4 exons. Lineage: Eukaryota; Rotosphaerida; Fonticulaceae. The coding region runs from base 1 to 2859 and encodes 952 amino acids. The record is from RefSeq and is a predicted model, not a curated record.
AUGAGCCUUCCACUCGACGAUCCGGGGGACCCGCCAGGGCCUGCCCCGGCGACGGCCGGUCUCCAACGCCCCUGCCUCUGCUUCAAGGCCCUUCGCCUGCACCAAGCGGCCCUGGAAGUGAAGGCCCGCGUUCGGGACGCGCCGGAGCCCAAUCCUCCGCACCAGGCGACACGGGACGAAAACCACACUCGCCGGGAUCGCGCGGAUGCGCCUGGGCCGAGCCCGGCGGCCAGCACCGCGGCGCAGGCGGCAGAGCACCCGCCGCCUGCAUAUCGCCUGGCACUGGCCGAGCUCCAACAGCAGCUGGCCACGGCGCAGAGCCAGCUGGCCGAAUUGCGCGCCCGGGACAGCGCGUCCACUCGGGAAUUGACCGCCCUGCGUGCGGCCCUGGAGGAGGAGCGCCUCCAGGCGGCUGGGCUUCGCCGUCGGCUGGCCGUGGCCCGGUUGGCCCCCCGGGCAAGGGCCCCGGCCGGCUGGGACCCGGAACAGGGCACCGCCGAGGAGACCGUGGCCACAGGCCCCCCCGGCCCCGGGGACCUGGCCGAACUGGUGCACGAGCUGCGUGCUGCCCUGCGAGACCGGCGGCCGGACACCCCGCGCGCCGGGCCGGGCCCCGCCAGGGACCCCCCUCCCUUGGAUACGGGGGCCCUCAUUCGGGCCGAUUCCCUCGGCCUCUCAAGGGGCGACUUCCCCGGCAUCCUGGCCCUGCUGUGGCAUCGGUCGGCCGAGUGGGAUGCCGGCCGGGUGGCCGGGUUUCUGCGGCGCUGCGCCGCGCAGUGGCCGGCGCCGCCGGUGCCCAGCGCCACGGUCGAGACCGGCGACGAGACCCCCGGCGGCCGGGUGGCCCCGUCGCAGCCGGCCGGGCUCGGCCUCCCGCUGGACGCGUGCAUCCAAUUUUUGGCGCGCGUGGGCGAGUGCCAGGACCCCGGGCCGGACUGUGUGUGCCGGGCCCCGGGCCCGAGAUCCAAUCCCCCGCCGGCCCCCUGCCCCGUGGCGUGGAUCCUGCGCAUGGCGAGCGCCGGCGACACUGGGCCCCAGGCGCUGCCGACGGCCGGCAUGGCCCGGGCCCUGCAGCUUUGGCUGGCCGAAUAUCUGACCGGGCCGCAUUCGGCCAUCGCCGGGGACGCUGCACGCGCCGGGCUCCGGCUGCUGGUGGCCGUGCUGGACCUGGACGAAGCGCCCGUCUCCGGGGGCACCCGCGAGCCUGGGUCCCGGGCCGGACUGACCGGCCGGCUCCGGGCCCUGGUGGCCGAGUGGCUGGUGUGCGUGGCCCUGGCGGUCGAGGGGCCGGAGCACGCGGGCGACCCGGGCAGCCGGUGCUGCCCCCUGGGCUCGCCGCUGCGGAUGGCCUCCUCGGGCCCGGCCUGCUGGCGGGCCUUCCGGUGUUUGGAGCUGGUGAACAGCCUCCAAGACCGGGUGCCGGCCGGGGUCCUGCCCGGGGGGGCAGAGGCCGAGGCGGCGCUGAGCGCCUGGCUGCCGGGGCAGGCCCCCGGACGCCGGUCAGCCGGCGCGGCCGCCGGCCCCGGCCACCACCCGCGCGGGCACUUCCGCGACCCGCAGCGCGCGGCGGCCACGCUGGCCCUCGGGUGCACGCUGCACGCCCUGCGGUGCCUGUACAUGCAGUGCAUCCUGUCGGUCGGGUCCUCCGGACACCGGUUCCGCCAUGGGUAUGCCCUGCGGCCGGACCGGCUGGGCCCGGUGCUGGGCACCCGGCAGCACCCGCUCCCGGCCCCGGGGAACCCGCUGACCGGCGACCCGGGCCAGCCGCGCAUCAAGGACUAUGCCCGGGGCCUGGCCGCCGGCCGGGACCAGCUGCUGGGAUUCCUGGUGACGCGCCUGGCGGCGCACUAUUCCGCGGCCGAUCCCCUUCCCGGCUUGCAGGCGGUCGUCGGCGAGGGGCUCGCCGGGGGCGCGGGCUGCUCGGCCAUGGCCGGCCCCUCUGCCCGGUCGCUGGCCGGGCCGCCGGGGCUGCUGCUGGCCCAGGUGGCCAUGCUGGCCGCCGGGCAGCCGGCCGUCGCCGUGCUCAAGCUGAUCCUCGAGCCACUCCGGGGGAUCAGCCCCCCGGCCGCGGUGGGGCCCGACCACUCGGCCCCCCGAGGCCAUGCGCCACACGCGGCCGGGUGGUCGCCGGCGGCCCCGGGCCCGGAUGACCCGCGGCCGCACUCGCCGAUCCCCCUGCCGGCCUUGUCGCAAUCGGCCCUGCUGGCGGCGGUGGACGUGUGUUCGGUGCUGCUGGUGACCCGGCCGCGCCCGGGCGUGCUGGGCCCCGGCCCCGGGGCCCCGGGGCAUCUCAGUCCGGAGCAGGCUCUGGUUCUGGAAACCGCCGGGCGCCUGUGCCUGCUGCUGGCCGCCGGGCCCCGGGAUCGCGGGGCCGCCAGCACCGCCGGGCCCCUGGCCGACAUGGUGGCCCACCUGCCGGUCCUGCCGCUCCCGGCGGCCCUGCUCCAUGCGCCGGCGGCCCUGCGCCUGGCGGUGCUCCUGUCCCUCGGCCGGGCCCGGCGCCUGGCGCUGCCACUGCGCGGCCCGGCGCACACCACCCUGGCCAUCCUCCGGCGAGAUGUGGCCCUGCCGCUCUGGCGCUCGCUCAAUGUCAGCCUGACACCGGGCCCGGGGUGGCCGCUUCCCGGGGACCCGCUGGCCUGGGUGGCCCGGCCGACGACCAACGGCCAGCCAGCAGGCCCCCCUGGCCCGGGCACUGGCGGCGGCGGCGGCGGCGGCGGCGGCGGCGGCGGCGGUGGGGCACCCUCCCCGGGGGGGACCCUCGGUCGUAGCCGCCCGGCCCUGGAGGACGGCUCGCCCGUCAAGCGCCGGCGCCCGGGUGCAUUCCUCCCCGUGGCCCGGCCGAGGCCGCUGGAGUAG